Messenger RNA from Lemur catta (Ring-tailed lemur), 264 nucleotides. RefSeq names its product prolactin releasing hormone (gene PRLH). Gene Ontology annotation, molecular function: prolactin-releasing peptide receptor binding; neuropeptide hormone activity. Lineage: Eukaryota; Metazoa; Chordata; Mammalia; Primates; Lemuridae. The record is from RefSeq and is a predicted model, not a curated record. Gene Ontology annotation, biological process: G protein-coupled receptor signaling pathway; response to peptide hormone; feeding behavior. The transcript is spliced from 2 exons. The coding region runs from base 1 to 264 and encodes 87 amino acids.
AUGACGGCUCCGAGGGCCUGGCUCCUGUGCCUGCUGCUCCUGGGCCUUGCCCUGCAGGCGGCUGCGAGUCGCGCCCACCAGCACUCCAUGGAGACCCGAGCCCCCGACAUCAACCCUGCCUGGUACAGGGGCCGCGGGAUCAGGCCAGUGGGCCGCUUUGGCCGGAGGAGGGCAGCUCUGGGGGUUGCCCCCAAGCCUGGCCAGCGACGCCGGCCACCCUGCUUCCCUCUGGAAGGUGCUGCUAAGUUCUCCCAGGAUGGGUGA